This is a messenger RNA of Elgaria multicarinata webbii, 1830 nucleotides long. RefSeq names its product ENTH domain containing 1 (gene ENTHD1). The transcript is spliced from 8 exons. Gene Ontology annotation, cellular component: plasma membrane; clathrin vesicle coat; endosome. Lineage: Eukaryota; Metazoa; Chordata; Lepidosauria; Squamata; Anguidae. Gene Ontology annotation, biological process: endocytosis. The record is from RefSeq and is a predicted model, not a curated record. Gene Ontology annotation, molecular function: phospholipid binding; clathrin binding. The coding region runs from base 1 to 1830 and encodes 609 amino acids.
AUGGCACUCAGGAGACAUGUGAAGAAUUUUGUGAAAAAUUAUUCUGAGGCUGAGAUAAAAGUCAGAGAAGCAACAUCUAAUGAUCCUUGGGGCCCUUCAAGUUCGCUGAUGUUAGAGAUAAGUGACCUGACAUACAACACAAUUUCUCUUUCUGAGAUUAUGAACAUGAUCUGGCAAAGGAUGAAUGACCAUGGGAAGAACUGGAGGCAUGUGUACAAGUCUCUUACACUCUUGGAUUAUCUUCUUAAGAAUGGUUCAAAGAAAGUUAUACAGCAUUGUCAAGAGGGUUUCUUUAACAUUCAGGUGUUAAAGGACUUCCAUCAUUUAGAUGAAGCUGGAAAGGAUCAAGGUUUUCAUGUAAGGGAGAAAGCUAAGCAAGUCCUUGCUUUAUUAAAAGAUGAACAACUGUUACAUAAUGAACGUGAAAUAGCACGUCGGACUAGGCGGCGCACUUCAUAUGCAAUGCUUUCCCCCCAAAAAGUUCCUAGCAAAGCUUAUUUACCAACAAUGCCUGUCUCAGAUCCCAUUUCAGAGUUUCCUCCUUCAGAGAACGUCCAAAAUUUCCCCCCUAAGGCAUUUCCUGCAGCAGAGAAAAGCCAGCCUGCUCAGCCAUCAGGCAAAGCAGAGAUAGUCCAAGAAACAACAGCACUUAAUAUCAUUGAAAAGAAGUCAUCAGAGCAAGACUUGAUAGUCUUUAGUGAGGAUGAAUCUUCCACUACUGCUGCACAAUCAACAUUUUCCACUAAGGUCUCUAAAGAGGAAUUGGCAAUAGACAGUGCUUUGAAUCCAUCAGAAAGAAAUCCAUUACCUUUGCAAAAGUGGGAUUCAGGAAGGAAAUCAAAGAGUUCUAUUGUUUCCAAAGCUAUGCUGAAAUCUCCUUUGAGGAGGCAGUCAAGUGUACAGACCCAAAAAGUUGCAGCAACGUGGUUUGAUCUUUGGUCAUCAGGCCCAGAAGAGUUUAUCACUACCAACAAACAACAGCUCUCAAAACCAGACUUCAUGUGCUGCCGUAGUGGAGCCUCUGUUGAGACCAUCUACAAGUCUCCUACAUUUCAAUCCUUUGAUCCUUUGGGAAGUAGUGUAACAAGCACCAUGAAAUCAACACCAGCUUCUAAGCAAGUUUGUGGGCCUAGUGCAGCUAGCCUGCAAAACCUCCAGUUCUUAGUACCAGGCACUCUACAGACCGCUGGCUUAAGCAGUCAUCCCACCCCAAGGCCAGAUUCUGCCAGCUCAGUUGGAACAACGUCCUCCUUUUCUACCUUCUCCAUGUCAUCCCCUGAGUCAACUGUUCCAAACAACACACCACAGCCUUAUUGUAUUCCUCCCCAUGGACCUUCUUAUUUGUCUUCACCACAUGGACUACCUUCUCUUUUCUUUAAAGAUCUUAAAGAAAGGAUUGCACAUUCAUUUUCUCCUUGCCCAGCAUCUGAUAUAGAUGACAAUGCUAGCAUCUUAAGCCUUCUCCCUGAUAAUUCAAAAUGCUCUGUUGAAAAGAUUAAUAGUUUUAGGAGUAGAACUUGCCGUGCUUCUGGUGAGAGUUGGGGAAACGAUGUAGUGCAUGAUGUACCUUCUGUGCCUCAUCCUGGCAUACCUCCCGCAGCAACUCUUCCUGGUGCAGAUCUUCUUUGUAUGAGCACUGAACAAAAAAGCAUGGCCCUUUUGGAAGAGAUUAAAAAUGCAGUUUAUGGACUGAGAGGGGACUUCUGCAGUGUGGCACAGGAGCUGCGAACUAUUGGUAGUGAAUUGACAAAUAUGGUGGCUUCUGUUCAAAAUAUGAACAAAUUUUUCACAGCUCCCCAGACUGCUAAAGAUGACCCUGGUCAAAUGUAG